CCGUAUCACUGCUUGGAGUGUGGGAAGAGUUUUGCUUACAGUAAUGUUCUUAAAGUACACCAGCGUGUUCACACAGGAGAGAAACCAUAUCACUGCUCAGAGUGUGGAAACAGUUUUGCUGAACACAGUGCCCUUCAAAAACACCAGCGUAUUCACACAGGAGAGAAACCGUAUAACUGCACUGAGUGUGGAAAGAGUUUUACUCAAAGUAGUGAUCUUAAAGUACACCAGCGUGUUCACACAGGAGAAAAGCCGUAUCACUGCACUGAGUGUGGAAAGAGUUUUACUCGAUGGAGUAAACUCCAACAACACCAGCGUAUUCACACAGGAGAGAAACCGUAUCACUGCACUGAGUGUGGAAAGAGUUUUACUCAAAGUAAUACCCUUAAAGUACACCAGCGUGUUCACACAGGACAGAAACCAUAUUACUGCUCAGAGUGUGGAAAGAGUUUUAUUCAAAGUAGUGACCUUAAAAUACACCAGCGUGUUCACACAGGAGAGAAGCCGUAUCUCUGCUCAGAGUGUGGAAAGUUUUUUACUCAUGAAAAUAAUCUUAAACGACAUCAACAAACUCACAUGGAAAAACGACAUCACUGUUAA
Messenger RNA from Trichomycterus rosablanca, 600 nucleotides. Its product is annotated as zinc finger protein 239-like. Gene Ontology annotation, molecular function: RNA polymerase II cis-regulatory region sequence-specific DNA binding; DNA-binding transcription factor activity, RNA polymerase II-specific. Gene Ontology annotation, biological process: regulation of transcription by RNA polymerase II. The transcript has a single exon. The record is from RefSeq and is a predicted model, not a curated record. Gene Ontology annotation, cellular component: nucleus. The annotation marks the transcript as partial. Lineage: Eukaryota; Metazoa; Chordata; Actinopteri; Siluriformes; Trichomycteridae.